CGGUAUCCGACAGUAGCUACCUCAUCCCUUAACGCCCACAGUGGCAUGCAGAGUUCCCCUUGACUAGGCCAGAAUAAUUUUGAGCCGCCUUUGCAGAUUUAAUAAUGACUAGUAAGCAUGGGGCAGAGUCCGAGUCAGGACCUUCGGCGAGUCGCAGCGCCACAUCGUCUCGGAAACACCAUCGAAGCAAACACGACUCCGUAAAUCGUGAGGGACAUGCUGCUGCUGAAACCGACAGUUUUUGGUACCAGUCCUUGCAAACACCGCCGCCGUCGAACUUCACGCCGGGCAUGAUAUUACUACUUAAAAAGGCUCUUUUGAAUUCUCACUCUCGGGGAAAGACAAGACGCGCUGUUUUAUGCUUUGAUCGAGCGGUUUAUGUUUCUGGCCAAAGCUGGGAUGCCGGCUGGGGUUGCGGGUACCGGAACUUUCUUAUGUCCUGUUCGUCCUUGAUGGAUCAGCAUUUACAAUCAAUGUACUUUCCACUCCUCGACAGCCCAAUCUCUCCGAGUGUUAGACAGCUCCAAUUGUGGCUGGAGGUUGCUUGGUCAUCAGGUUUUGAUGUUCAAGGGGCAGAGCAACUUUCGCCCUUGGUAGGUUCGAACAAGUGGAUCGGUGUUUCAGACUUAUACACCGCGUUUUCAUCUCGGGGGAUACCCUGUGAACUAGUUGAUUUUAACUACAAACAAUCCUUUCAUGGCAAUGAUGCCCUGAUACAGUGGAUCAUCGAUUACUUCUCGCCGCCUACAGAAAUACAUCGGCCAACCAACUUAACGGAAGCGCUGAUGAACCCGUCUGUAAAGUGCACAGAAAAAAUGCCCAUCAUCUUACAAGAUGGAUGGCAUUCUCGCACUGUCGUUGGUUAUGAACGAAUCAGUGAUUCUAAGGUGAACCUUCUUGUUUUCGAUCCUUCGCGCCGGCCCCGCUCCAAGAUACGUAAGGCCGCUCUUGAUAUCAACGACGCCGCAUCUGCACGCGUGGAAGACGAGCUAUUGCAUGACGCCUUGAAGCAUUUUCGGUAUAGGUUGUUCAAUAAUGUAUUCGGGAAGCAGUGGCAAAUUUUGUAUUUCCCCAUGACGGAACCUCUGACAGAGUCUCAGAUGGAACGAAGGAAGGUUGUAGUCAGCACAAGAGCCUAAAAGCGAUUUAAGCGGAAAUUUAUAUGUACGAUGUUUUUAGAUUGAUUUCUUAUGCUUUGGGGCUAAGCCCACACACAUGCUACAAUUUUCAUGUACUUCUCCCGCUUUCCGACACGAUGGCCUGUACCUC
Molecule: messenger RNA, 1269 nt
Organism: Desarmillaria tabescens
Lineage: Eukaryota; Fungi; Basidiomycota; Agaricomycetes; Agaricales; Physalacriaceae
Product: peptidase family C78-domain-containing protein
Exons: 10
Coding region: 105-1139 (344 amino acids)
Source: RefSeq, a predicted model, not a curated record